Molecule: messenger RNA, 1765 nt
Organism: Durio zibethinus
Lineage: Eukaryota; Viridiplantae; Streptophyta; Magnoliopsida; Malvales; Malvaceae
Product: vinorine hydroxylase-like
Molecular function (GO): heme binding; iron ion binding; oxidoreductase activity, acting on paired donors, with incorporation or reduction of molecular oxygen
Source: RefSeq, a predicted model, not a curated record
AAUACUCGAAGUUGUCAGAAGACAAAUCAAUUUAAAAGUUCUCCUUGACGAACCUCUGCUCCAUUGGUUCAUGUUUUCUAAUUGUCCUACCAUCAUCAAAAAACCGAAUUGAAAUCCAAUCUAAAUAGGUCGACAUCCCUACUCCAAUCAUGGAUCUCUGCACUCAUUUCCAAGCAAUUGCAUGGCUUUUAGGGUUGCUACUUUUCUGCAGUCUAUUGAGGCGUCAUAAUAAGAGUAAGGGGACAAUAUUGCUAGCCCCAGAACCAUCAGGUGCUCUGCCGCUGAUAGGCCAUUUGCACUUGCUGGGUGGCCAAAGCACACCUGCUCGAACCUGGCGAGCCAUGGCAGAUAAAUAUGGUCCUGUCUUCACAUUUCGGCUUGGACAGCAGCGUGCCCUUGUCAUUAGCAGCCACGAGGCUGUUAAAGACUGCUUCACUACUAAUGACAAGAUAUUAGCUAGUCGACCAAGAUCAACUGCGGGAAAGUACUUAGGCUACAACUAUGCAGCAAUGGGCUUUGCUCCUUACGGAGCAUAUUGGCGUGACAUUCGCAAGCUAGCAGUGGCUGAACUCUUGUCUAGUCGUAUACUCGAGGCUUUAAAGCACGUCAGAAUCUCCAAUGUGGACGCAUUUAUCAGAAAGUUGUACUCGUUUUGCCAGAGGAAUGAAAAAAAUCCGAACAACAAAGUAGAUAUUAGCUACCGGCUGGAACUACUCACCAUUAACAUAAUCCUACAAAUGAUUGCAGGGAAGCGAUAUUUUUCGUGUGCUGAGGGCAAAGAUGAUGCUGAGGCGCAACAUGCAGUGAAAACCAUCAAAGAACUUUUUUAUUUUGCAGGUAAUUUUGCUCCAGCAGACGUAAUUCCCGUUCUAGAAUGGAUAGAUUUUCAGGGCCAAGUGAAAAGCAUGAAGCGUGUUUCGAAAGAGCUAGACUCAAUCAUUGAAGGUUGGGUUCGUGAACGUAAAUUGAAGAGACAUGACAUGGGUGAAGCAGACAACAAUCAGGACUUCCUCGAUGUGCUUCUGUCAAAGGUUACAGAAGAAUCUAUAUUUGGCCACCCUCGUGACACAAUCAUCAAGGCAACCGUAAUGAAUCUAAUAAUAGCAGCAGCUGACACAACAUCGAUCACAUUGACAUGGAUUUUAUCCAACUUGAUGAACAAUGAGCGUGCCUUGAAGCGUGCCCAAGAAGAGUUAGACUCUAAAAUCGGCAGGGAAAGAUGGGUUGAGGACUCUGAUAUGGAGAAAUUAUCUUAUCUCCAGGCCAUUGUUAAAGAAACUCUGCGCCUCUACCCACCAGGGCCCUUAUCGGUUCCACAUGAAGCAAUGGAAGAUUGUUGUGUUGGGGGCUACCAUAUCCCCAAGGGGACUCUUUUGUUUGUCAACUUGUGGAAGUUGCAUCGAGACCCGAGAAUUUGGUCUAAUCCUGAAGAAUUUCUGCCCGAAAGAUUUCUUUCUAGCCAUGUGAACGUUGAUGUUUUCGGUAAACAUUUUGAAUAUAUUCCAUUUGGGUCUGGGAGGCGAUCUUGUCCUGGGAUAUCAAUGGCAAUGCAAGUGACACGAUUGACUAUUGCUCGUUUGCUUCAAGGAUUUGAUUUGACAACUCCAUUGAAUAUGCCGGCGGAUAUGACCGAAGGGUUAGGCCUUACCAUGCCCAAGGCAACUCCGCUUGAAGUUAUUCCUACUCCACGCCUGUCUGCAAAGCUUUAUGAUCAACUCUAAACAGAUAUGAUCAUGCAUACUUAUUUGGUUGCAACUUAUGCUGC